AUGUAUUAUCAAAGUUAUAGUGUUGAUGGUAAAUUUGCGUUUUGUAAGCAUGAGGUAAGUAUAGGUGGAAAGUUGUUUUUGAUUGAUAGUGGGAAGUUUGGGGUGUUAAAGAAAGAGUUGCCGAUAGUUGAUAAGUAUGGUGUUAGACAUUCAGUUAAGAAGUAUGUUCCUAAGAUUCAUAUUCACCGUGUAAGUGAAUAUGUUGUGAAAGUAAGACAGUGGUUUAGAGAUGAAAAACUAACUAUGACACCUGGAUUGAGAUUUCUUGUUGUAAGGGUAUGUAGCAUGUUGGGGGUAGUUCCUUUGGAAAAUCUUAGAGAUGUUUAUCCUUCUCCUAGAUGUGAAGCACAUGAGUUUCUUUUAUAUGGAAUUGUGGUGCCACAUUUUGGGUGGUACGUAAGUGAUUGUAAGUACUAUAGAAGGUGGUGUAAGGUUGUGAGGGAACUUAGUAGGGAAAGGUCUGAGGGAAGUGUUAUAGCACCUCGAUUUAUGAGUUGGGAGGAGUGGUAUGAGUGGUACUGGGGUGAAGAGAAACAACUUGGUAAGAAAGGGUUUAUAAAAUGUGGACGUGUGUAA
Paramuricea clavata is the source of this 576-nucleotide messenger RNA. The record is from the annotation of a GenBank genome assembly. Lineage: Eukaryota; Metazoa; Cnidaria; Anthozoa; Malacalcyonacea; Plexauridae.